GGUUGGCUUCUGUAUGUCUCAGCUUAGCCGAUAGAGAGUAAUACAGUAGAGUGGUUAUUCAUUGAGUUUCAUAACAUGGCUUGGUCUAAAUUCGGUCCCUCAAAUUAUGGGUACAUAAGACUGGCCCUGUCUCUCAGUGGUAGUCAUGGUAACAGUCUCUUGAUGUCGGAAUGCUAAGUAACAGGAAGAUGACAUCAGUGUCCCCUACCCACAGUGACGUCAUGUUUGGACGAGCUGGCGCUGCCAACCAUCAGGACAGCUGGGAGAUCAUCGAGGGCCUGAAGGGUAACCCUGGCAACAUCCAGGAGCCAGAGAAACAGGAGGGCUUCCUGCUCAAGAGGAGGAAAUGGCCCAUGAAAGGAUGGCAAAAGAGAUACUUCUUGCUGGAGAAAGGCAUUCUGAAGUACUCAAAACGUGGAGCUGAUAAGGGCAAGCUGCAUGGCUGCAUUGAUGUGGGGCUGUCUGUCAUGUCAAUCAAGAAGAAAACCAAGGCCAUAGAUCUGGACACCAACAACAACAUUUAUCACCUCAAGGUGAAGUCUGACAAGUCUCAGGAAGUGAAGUCACAGCAGCUGUUUGAUGAUUGGGUGUCGAAGCUGCGACAUCACCGCGUCUUCCGUCAGAACGAGAUCGCAAUGUACCCCCACGAGAGGCUUCUGUUCCACCCCUCCUCACACCUCUCUCCCAACCCCAACGACUCCAUGAGACAGCGCCACUCCAGUCUGGCUAAGCAGGCAUCAGUUGUCCAGCAGGCUAAGGUCAGUGCCUGGCUCCACUCCUCAGAAGACAUGGACAAGUGCUGCAGAGAUUUAGAGGAGUGUGAGUCUUACCUGUUGGAACUCAACCUGUUACUGAGGAGUAUGGAGGUUCUCCACCGCACUUACUCUGCCCCUGCCAUCAGCCUCAUGGUAAAACAUAACCUUGAACUACGCUACACUUACUCUGCCCCUGCCAUCAGCCUCAUGGCCUCAACAUACGACAUUCCCAAGAAGGAGAAGAGGGGGCCCAGGAAGUGGCGUUCAAAAAAUUACAACAAAGAUACCAAAAAAGAUAUCAUGGCCACACUACAGGUUCCUGGCUGUGUCUCCCCACCUGCCUCUCCUCAUUUCCAUACCUCCCACCCAAACCUCUCUACUGCUGAAGCUAACAUCGAGGAGGCCUUUGCUUUCCUGGACUCCCCAGACUCACCUACUGAUGCCAACCGCCUCCAGGAGGACUUCUGCAGGCUUGCUAACAACAUUCACUCCACUCUGCGGUCAGCCUAUAGUUCUCUGUCAGCAGAGAGAGACAGAGUGAGACACACUAUUGACCUGAAGGCCCCUCCUCCAGCACAGGUCAUGGGCCUCAAGGCAGACUAUGGCUCAGUGAGUAAGGAUCUUCCAGAUGGAUCCCGCCCCCUUGUCCACCAGGUGUCCAAUGAGAGUCGAGUAUCCAUCCCUGAGUCCAUGUCUGAGUUCUUUGAUGCUCAAGAGUACCAGCUGACCUCCAGCUCCUCUGAGAAUGAGGCCUCUGAUGAUGAUGACUCGUAUAUCAGCGACGUCAGCGACAGCGUUUCCAUGGACAACGGCUACAGCAAUGAGAGAGGAAGCGAGAGACAUGAGUCAGCAGGCUCAGGAGGAAGUGGUGUUCAGGUGGCCCGCAGGCGGACUACCCUCCCCUCCCCCCAGCCCAGCAGCAGCAGUGUCAGUCUAUGGAACAUCCUCAAGAACAACAUAGGGAAGGACCUGUCCAAGAUAGCCAUGCCUGUUCAGCUCAAUGAGCCUCUCAACACACUACAGAGACUGUGUGAGGAGGUGGAGUACUCAGAGCUGCUGGAUACAGCGAAUAACACACAGGACCCGUACCAGAGAAUGGUGUAUGUGGCGACGUUUGCAGUGUCUGCGUACGCCUCCAGUUAUCACCGGGCAGGAAGUAAACCCUUUAACCCCGUCCUAGGAGAGACCUACGAGUGUGACAGACCUGACAAGGGCUUCCGGUUCAUAGCAGAACAGGUGAGCCAUCACCCACCUGUUUCAGCAUGUCACUGUGACUCUAACAACUUCACUUUUUGGCAAGAUGUCCAGUGGAAGAAUAAGUUCUGGGGGAAAUCCAUGGAGAUUGUUCGCAUGGGAACCACUCAUGUGACCCUGCCAGCGUUUGGGGACCACUAUGAGUGGAACAAGGUAACUUCCUGCAUCCACAACAUCCUGAGUGGCCAGCGCUGGAUAGAACACUACGGAGAGAUGUCAAUCAAAAACACCAGCAGUGACGCCUGCCAGUGUAAAGUGACCUUCGUCAAGGCGAGAUCAUGGAGCUCAACGGUUAACGAGAUAGAGGGCAUGGUCACGGACACAGGGGGGCGUGUCAUCCACUCCUUCUUUGGCAAAUGGCACGAGGGCGUGUACCAAGGAGUCCCACCUUCUGCUAUCUGCAUCUGGAGAGCAAACCCCAUGCCUGUGGACCAGGACCAGUACUAUGGCUUCACUCAGUUUGCUAUAGAGCUGAAUGAGCUUGACGCUGCCCUGAAGCCCCACCUACCCCCCACAGACACACGCUUCCGUCUCGACCAGAGGUGCUUGGAAGAAGGGAACAUUGAGGGAGCUGAGGAGCAGAAACGGAGGAUAGAGGAGCUCCAGAGGGAGAGGAGGAAAGUCCUGGAGGAGAACAAUGUGACACACAAACCACGCUUCUUCAAGAAAUCAAAGGAUGACACGUGGCUGAGCUCUAAUAUAUACUGGGAGCAGCGGAAGAACCCCAGGUUCAGCAGAGAGGACUUCCCUGUGCUGUGGUGACCUCUGACCUUACCUAUAACCCUGUGACCCCAUGGGAGCACAGAUCUAGGGUCAGAUUAUUCUCGCCUACAACAAACCUUAACCAAUACAGGGAAAACUCAAAACUGACCUUAGGUCAGCACUUGGGGACAACACUCUGUCCUGUUGACUAUGGACCGCUGAGUGUCAGGGCCCACGGCCAAAUAUGGGCUUCCUGCUUCUGUAGGUGGAGAUGGAGCUAACUUAAGACAGAGCUUUCACUUGACUCUGUGUUUAAAAGAAAAGAGCUUCCUGUUUUGUUUUUGUCAUUACUUUAGUCUAUCUUCUUCCAAUGUCAUCCUUUUCUCUGUAUAUUUGUCAAAUGUAUAUUUUAUGCUGCCACUUUAGUACGGAUGCAGUCCAGCCACCAGUGUCUUAAUUGAGCAAUAAGGCCCGAGGAGGUGUGGUAUAUGGUCAACAUACCACGGCUACGCGGAGUGCCUGGAUACAGCAAUUAGCUGUGGUAUAUUGACCAUAUACCGCAAAUCCCCAAGGUACCUUAUUGAUAUUAUAAACUGCUUACCAAUGUAAUUAGAACAGUAAAAAAACUUUUUUUUUGUCAUACUCAUGGUAUACGGUCUGAUAUAGCACAGCUUUCAGCCAAUCAGCAUUCAGGGCUCAAACCACCCAGUUUAUAAUAUGGAAUGAUUUACUACUCAGGAAAACCUGCUGUAGAUGAUUACGCAAAUCAUCACUCACAGUUGGUGAGUUAAAGUGCCUCAUUGCACUUUUAUGAUGUCAUACCACUCUUAUUAAUGUAGUGUAAAGAAGCACACUGAUGGAGUCUUGUAACUAGGAGAUUGAACUUUUUCUAAAAGUCAAUCACUCUACUGUACGGUUCUGUCCAUUCACAAUACAGACGGUCUUAACUCCUCAACCAUUGGCUAACAGAACUUAUGAAAUAUAGCCACAUGGAAAUUCAUAAGACUGAGUGUUAAUGCCUGUGUGCUGCCCUGUUAUAAGAUUAUAUGUACUGUAUAUCAGUAAAGAAAUAGAGCAUUAUCUAUGAAGAUGAACAAUAAAACAGUGGAACUGUUAUACAAGAGUCAGAAUGACUACUUUGUGUGUGUGGUCAUGUGUUCGUUUGGCAUGUAAAAUGAUUAAUUUGAGCUGGGUUUUGUUCCGGAACCUACGUGUAUUUGGUCAGAUCCGGUUACUCUCAUGCAUGAACAAUUAUUUUCAAUGUACAAAUUCUAAUAAAAGCGAUCAAAGUUCA
Molecule: messenger RNA, 4005 nt
Organism: Salmo salar (Atlantic salmon)
Lineage: Eukaryota; Metazoa; Chordata; Actinopteri; Salmoniformes; Salmonidae
Product: oxysterol-binding protein-related protein 3
Cellular component (GO): nuclear membrane; plasma membrane; perinuclear endoplasmic reticulum
Molecular function (GO): cholesterol binding
Source: RefSeq, a predicted model, not a curated record